UUUUAGUAAUUUAUCUUCUUUUUCUAAUCAAACGAAAACCGUGAGUAAGAAGUAAAAUACUUAUUAUAUCCAUGUAAAAACUACCUUUCCUUGAUAAAACCAAAUUCCUAUAAACUCUUCUUCAAUCAAAUCCAAUCGCUAUAUAUUCUAUACCUUUUACUUCAAUUAUUACACUACUCAGUUAAUAAUACUAUUUGUUUUUCCCAUGGUGAUGAGCAAAGGGGCGGCAAUGAUAGGUGGAGAUGCGAUUAUCGGUGAGGCGGCACUGAUUCAGCGACAGCAUGCGCGAAGGUCACAAAGAUGGUUGAAAGUGGCGAAGAUAUAUAAUGAGUUUGAGGAGGAGUGUGCUACAAGUAACGAGAAGUUGAAGCAGAUUGCAGACGCCAUGACUAUGGAGAUGCAUGCUGGACUUGCAUCGGAAGAUGAUAGUAAACUCAAGAUGCUUGUCAGCUACGUUGAAAAUCUUCCCAACGGUGACGAGGAAGGCGUGUAUUACGCAUUGGAUCUUGGUGGAACAAACUUCAGAGUGUUGCGUGUGCAAUUAGCAGGGAAGUCGGGCAUCAAAUCUCAAGAGUUUGUUGAAGUGUCAAUUCCUCCACAGUUGAUGGUUGGAACUAAACAGGAACUUUUCGAUUAUAUUGCAACAGAACUUGCAAAAUUUGUUGGCGACGAAAGUGACAAGUUUCAUUUGCCUCCGGGCCGACAAAGGGAGUUGGGUUUCACCUUUUCAUUCCCUGUAAUGCAAUUAUCAAUUGCUUCCGGGACUCUCAUGAGGUGGACUAAAGGAUUCUCUAUUGAUGACAUGGUUGGUCAAGAUGUAGUAUCGGAAUUAACACAAGCAAUGAAAAGAAAAGGCAUUGAUAUGCAUGUUUCCCCUCUGGUGAAUGAUACAGUUGGAACAUUAGCAAGAGGUAGAUACGACAACAACGACGUUGCCAUUGCUGUAAUUAUGGGUACCGGUACAAAUGCAGCUUACGUUGAACAAGCCCAUGGUAUACCAAAAUGGCACGGCCCGCCACCUAAAUCAGGAGAGAUGGUCAUAAACAUGGAGUGGGGUAACUUCAGCUCGUCACAUCUUCCGUUGACGGAGUAUGAUACUGCAUUGGAUAUAGAAAGCUUAAACCCGGGUCAACAGAUGUAUGAAAAAAUGAUUUCGGGGAUGUACCUGGGAGAAAUUCUUCGUAGAGUUUUGCUUAGGAUGGCCGAUGAGGCUGCUCUUUUCGGUGACACUAUCCCCCCAAAACUAAAAACUCCAUUUGUGUUGAGGACGCCUGAGAUGUCUGCAAUGCAUCAUGACACAUCCAAGGAUCUUAGAGUGGUCAGACACAAGCUAAAAGACAUUUUAGAGAUAUCUAACACAUCUUUGAAGACACGAAAGCUCAUAGUCGAGCUUUGCAAUGUCAUUGCCACACGAGGGGCCCGUCUUACUGCGGCUGGGAUUUUGGGCAUUUUGAAGAAAACCGGAAGGGAUAUUGCCAAAAACGGGGAGACGCCAAAAACAGUGAUAGCAAUGGACGGCGGUUUGUAUGAGCAUUACACUGAAUACAGGAAGCACCUGGAAAACACGUUGCACGAACUUGUGGGAGAUGAGUUAGCAGAAUGCAUUAAGCUUGUACACUCGAAUGACGGUUCAGGAAUCGGGGCAGCUCUUCUUACUGCCUCUCACUCUCGGUAUUUGGAAAUUGACGGGUCAUAAGAAAACCAGUUUGAUU
Helianthus annuus (common sunflower) is the source of this 1712-nucleotide messenger RNA. Its product is annotated as hexokinase-1. NCBI's taxonomy places the organism in Eukaryota, Viridiplantae, Streptophyta, Magnoliopsida, Asterales, Asteraceae. The transcript is spliced from 9 exons. Gene Ontology annotation, cellular component: cytosol; mitochondrion. The coding region runs from base 206 to 1696 and encodes 496 amino acids. The record is from RefSeq and is a predicted model, not a curated record. Gene Ontology annotation, biological process: glucose 6-phosphate metabolic process; intracellular glucose homeostasis; glycolytic process. Gene Ontology annotation, molecular function: fructokinase activity; glucokinase activity; ATP binding.